Psylliodes chrysocephalus is the source of this 868-nucleotide messenger RNA. The record is from the annotation of a GenBank genome assembly. NCBI's taxonomy places the organism in Eukaryota, Metazoa, Arthropoda, Insecta, Coleoptera, Chrysomelidae.
CCUAUAUUAAAAUUUGUUAUUCGAAAUCAGGUAUAGUUCGUGUGUUUGGUGGAAUUCAUGUGUUAAACCAUGAGACAUAUUGUUUUAAUUAUUCUGUAUUAUUAUUUGGGAUUAACGAGUUCAAACGAACCACUAGUGAAAUGUUUGCAUCCUGAAAAAUGUUUCGCAGUGUCCUGCAAGCAGGAAACCUGUCACGAUAACGAAGUUUUGAGAAAAUUACCCUGCAAGUGUUGUCCUGAAUGUGUGCCAAAAGAUUGCCGAAUGCAGGAAGAUUGCAAGUAUAUCAGUUGCUCAGAAAUCCCCUGCCCAGAGGGUGAAAUACCGAAGCAAAUUCCAUGUAAGUGCUGCCCCCGCUGCGUACCAGCCAAUUGUAAAACUUAUCUGGAUUGCGUCGAUGUUUCCUGUCCAAAAUUAUCCUGCAAAAUCUGGCAAGUUCCUCACACACCUCUAUGCGAAUGUUGUCCUGUUUGCGAUCCCGUCAACUGUCAGAGGAAGAAGGACUGUGACAAAAUUAUUUGUAAAACCCUUAACUGCAAACCGAACGAGGUUUCUAAGAAAGUACGGUGUAGGUGUUGUCCGAUAUGUGUGCAGGAAAGACUGUAUACUCCUGAGGAAUGUAAGAAAGUGUCGAGUUGUCCACAUGUUUCCUGCAAGGAAAAGCAAGUAUUGAAAAAACUGCCUGGGAAAUGUUGCAAAAUUUGCGUGCAUGCUGAGUGCUUAGGAGUUGAAGAGUGCGAGGAUGUGAUGUGCGUGAAACCAAAUUGUACUGGGUUAGAAACGUUGGUUGUGCCAAUGUGUCAGUGCUGUCCUAUUUGCGAAUCUAGGUUGGAUUAAAAAUUUGUUUAAUUUUUCUUUUGUUUUUCUUGGA